Messenger RNA from Rana temporaria (common frog), 1672 nucleotides. RefSeq names its product ATP-dependent RNA helicase DDX25-like. Gene Ontology annotation, molecular function: ATP binding; RNA binding; RNA helicase activity. The transcript is spliced from 12 exons. The record is from RefSeq and is a predicted model, not a curated record. NCBI's taxonomy places the organism in Eukaryota, Metazoa, Chordata, Amphibia, Anura, Ranidae. Bases 49 to 1521 code for a protein of 490 amino acids. Gene Ontology annotation, biological process: poly(A)+ mRNA export from nucleus. Gene Ontology annotation, cellular component: nucleus; cytoplasmic stress granule.
CCCCGCCCAGGCGUUCCUAACGGUUGCAAGGUGCAGACACAGCGGAAGAUGGCGGAAGGGUUGUGCAGAGGAAGAGGACGGGGCCGGGGGGCUUUGGCGCUCAAUAUGGCGAAUUGGAAGCCAUUCGGAGAGCCCAGCGAUCUACAGAACAAUAAUAUUAUUGGUUUUGUUGCGCCCAAGACUACAAAAUUAACAGGUAAAUCCUGCCAAGAGGAGGAGGAUGAUGAUGAAUUUGUGGACCUGGCAGCCACAUCUCUUCUAAAUAAGCUGAUCCAUAAAUCUUUGGUGGAGUCGGCUCAAUGCGUAGAGGUCUUACAGAGGGAUCCCACCUCGCCUUUAUAUUCAGUGAAGUCGUUUGAGGAACUUCGCCUAAAGCCUGAACUGCUUAAAGGAGUGUAUGAAAUGGGAUUCAACAGGCCAUCGAAGAUACAGGAAACAGCUUUGCCUAUGAUGCUUGCAUAUCCCCCACAGAAUUUAAUUGCCCAGAGCCAGUCGGGCACUGGAAAGACGGCUGCUUUUGUCCUCGCCAUACUCAGCAGAGUAGACCCUCUGAAAAAAUAUCCACAGUGCAUCUGUCUCAGCCCUACCUUUGAGCUGGCUUUGCAGACAGGAGAGGUGAUCGAACAGAUGGGGACGUUUUGUGAAGACAUUCAAAUAGUCUAUGCCCUACGUGGAAACAGACCUGUCAGAGGCACCAAGAUAGAAGCACAGAUAAUUGUCGGGACCCCGGGAACUGUCAUGGAUUGGUGCUUGAAGCUGAAGCUUGUGAACCCCGAGAACAUUAGUGUGUUUGUAUUGGAUGAAGCGGAUGUCAUGAUUGGCGUUCAGGGUUAUUCCGACCAUAGUAUGCGUGUGAAGAGAGUAAUGCCACAGACGUGUCAAAUGCUCCUGUUUUCUGCCACCUUUGAGGACACGGUGUGGGGUUUUGCUGAGAGGCUUGUGCCUAAUCCUAACAUCAUAAAGCUUAAGAAAGAAGAAAUGACCCUGGACAACAUUCUGCAAUUUUACGAUGCCUGUGAGGACAAAGAAGCAAAGUACAAUGCGCUGAGAAACAUUUAUGGCGUAUUCACCAUUGCGCAAGCCAUCGUGUUUUGCAGGACCCGCCGGACAGCUAAAUGGCUUUCCUGUGAAAUGGUGAAGGAUGGGCACAAGGUAGUAUUGCUAAGUGGAGAACUUUCAGUGACAGAGCGAGCCUGUGCUAUACAGUACUUCCGCGAGGGCAAAGUCAAGGUCUUGAUCACCACAAAUGUCUGCGCUCGAGGAAUAGAUGUGGAACAGGUGUCAAUCGUCAUCAAUUUUCACCUGCCAGUGAACAUGGAUGGUCAGGUUGACUUUGAGACCUACCUGCACCGUAUUGGCCGCACUGGAAGAUUUGGAAAGAAGGGCAUCGCCAUUACACUAAUUGAGAAACAUUACUUCGACAUGCUGCGUGACAUAGAAGACUAUUUUCAUACAAGUAUUAAGAGGCUGGACACCGGGGAUGUUUUUCAACUUGAGACGUUUUUGCCGGCCGGAUUCUGAGCUCAUAAGAACAAAGUAUUCAAGUAGAAAACCUUUGCACUUAAGUUUGUACAGAAGGAUAUUGGUUAGAUCCAUCUUCAUACCGAUUGAUACAAAUCGAUUUCUGCACCUACCAGCCAUAAAGAUGCCCAGUUCUGCACCAGGAAAGAUA